AACCAAUAUACUCAUUGUUAUUGUUCAAUAACUUGCUUCAUUACACUAAAUAUUUUACAGUUUAUUAUUCAUUUUUAAUUGAUUCAUUUUUUCCCUUGGGAAAUCUUAAAACUAACGAGCGAGUUCAUUAGCCGCCUACAUUCUCCAUCGAGGGUAGCACCAGAGAUGGCUCAUCUCUGGUAGCACAGAACGUGAUCGCGCCGACUUAGCCCGUGCUAGCGAAUACGAAAAACUCAUGAAGUAGUCUUCGCGUUGAAAAACAAGAUGACUUCUCCGUUCACCUGCAUCACCUGUCAAGUGGCGUUUCGUGACUUGGAGGUACAACGGCAACACUACAAGUCCGACUGGCAUCGAUACAAUCUGAAAAGGAAAGUUGCGGAGUUACCUCCUGUUAAAGCUGACGAAUUCCAGAGAAGGGUUCUUGCACAGUGCCGCAAGGAUGAUCAGAUGAGACAGGAGAAAGCUUUGAACUGUAGGAUAUGCAAAAAGAGUUUCAGCUGUAAGAAUCAAUAUACGAAUCAUUUGAUCUCCAAGAAGCAUAAAGACAACUGUGUCAAAUCGGAAGUAGGUGUAAAGGAAGAGGGGGUAGUAGAAGAGAGCAACGAAAUUGCACCCGAUACAGGAAGUUCCAGAAUAAAUGACAAAAAUGAUAAUAAAAAUGAGGGUAUGGAGAUCGAUUCCGAUGUGGAGUCUGUAGAUUCCGAUGAAUGGAUCGAAGAUACUGAAAAUCCUGUAAAAAGCAAUAAUUGCCUUUUUUGUAAUCAUCACAGCAGAUCAUUUGUACGUAAUCUGAAACAUAUGUCCGUUGCACAUUCCUUCUUUAUUCCGGACACAGAAUAUUGCAUAAAUAUUAAAGGAUUAUUGGUAUACUUGGGAGAGAAAGUAUUUGCUGGAUACAUGUGCCUUUGGUGCAAUGACUCGGGCAAAGCAUUUCAAUCCGCUGAUGCUGCGAGAGCACAUAUGAUCGACAAAGGGCAUUGCAAAGUUCGGCACGAAGGAGAGGCAUUGGCAGAAUAUGUUGAGUUCUAUGAUUAUUCAUCAAGUUAUCCUGAUGCAGAACAUGAAGAUCCCGAUGCAGAAGUCCAAAUACCCGAGCUCGACGACAGUGAUUACCAAUUAGUGCUGCCCUCAGGAUCCAUGAUCGGUCACCGAUCUUUGAUGAGAUAUUACAAACAAAAUCUUAAUCCCAAUAGAGCAAUGGCUGUAUCAAAGAAAAACAAACUGGACAAGGUGCUAUCGCAGUACAGAGCUCUUGGAUGGAAGGAUACGCAGAAAGAGGCAGUUGUUAAGAAGAUCAGGGACAUUAAGUAUAUGCAGAAAAUCCAUGCCAAAUACUCCACGCAGCUUCAGUUUAAGGCGAACAAACUGCAAAAACAUUUUCGACCACAAGUUAACUUUUAAAUUACCAACUACACUGGUUGUGUAAAUUAAUACUAUCUACAGGUAUUUUUUUAUCAAACAUUGUUAUGUUAUGUAUAUUUCCAUUUCAAUUAUCAUAGCAAUACCAUUCAUAUCUGUACCAUUAUCGGAUACAAGCUGAUGGAUUACUUUACACCUAAUUUAAGUAAUCGUGUAUACCAGAAUUAAGCUAGGUAAAGAACGAUGGAAUAAGUUGACUGUCACCUACGUAAAUAAACUUGAGUAUUUAUUUGCUGGGCAAUCUUA
Molecule: messenger RNA, 1665 nt
Organism: Orussus abietinus
Lineage: Eukaryota; Metazoa; Arthropoda; Insecta; Hymenoptera; Orussidae
Product: zinc finger protein 622
Exons: 3
Coding region: 265-1401 (378 amino acids)
Biological process (GO): ribosomal large subunit biogenesis
Cellular component (GO): preribosome, large subunit precursor
Molecular function (GO): zinc ion binding; nucleic acid binding
Source: RefSeq, a predicted model, not a curated record